UCCGCAUUAAUGCAUACUCUACAAUAUUUAUUUCGGACAGCCAUGUGCAAAAUUUUUCCAGUUUCUGCACCACAAAUUGUGCCAACACCUGACAAAAGGUUUGUUCUUUCCAGCUGAACUAGUGCUGCACUGGUUCAGAACUGGAACUGGCGAGUACAGCAAAAGUUCAUAGGUGCAGACAUGCCAGAUAGGCAUGGAAAGAACGCCUUAGUGCACAAUAGUAGAGGAAAAUAACAUGGCGCAAAACGUAAUGUUAGACGAGAAUUAUUCUUCAGAUGAAGAAUUAAUUAUACCUGCGUUAAUGUUGCCACCAUUGCACGCAGAACCUAUCUGGGAUGAAGAGGAUGAUGAUGAUGAGUUACGAGUAUUACACCCAGUUUUUGGAAGGAUUCAAAGAAUCCAACAUAUCAAAAUCCAGAAUUACGUGGAGAAUAUUGUGACAAAUUAUACAGACAUCGAUUUUAUUAUAGGUUUGUUCGUUGUCACUGCACUAGUUCUGAACUAGUUCUACACUUGCACUGAACUGAACUGAACGGAACUGAACUAAACUGAACUAUUUCACAUCAGUGCAAACGCGCACUGAAAGAUAAACGAACGCGAUAGUGCAGUAAACAACAUUUGGUGUAAUGGCGUAGCGACACUCAACGAAUAGUCCGCUUAGCCAAACAUUGAAGCGAAGUGAAGUGAAGUGAAGUAAACAAUAUGGCACAUUAUAUUGCUCUUCUUGAUUCUUCAGAUGAAGAUGAAUUUUUUGAUAUAGCACCACCAUUAAUUCGUCCAAUUGAUAUGGAUGAAGACAAUGAAAACCAAAAUGUAUUACAAAUGUUGCACCCAGUUUUGGGAAUUAUACAAAGAAUAGAACAUGUGAGAAUACGAAAUUAUAUAGAACAUAUUGUGCAUAAUUAUAAUAAUGUCGAUUUUAUUAUGCAUUUUCGCUUAUCUAGACAAGUUGCGUACAGUUUGAUGGAACAAUUCGCAGUCUCUGAUAUAUUUAUCUCCAUAGACAAUCCAAGAGGACACCCAAAAAUAACAGCUGAGAAACAUAUAUUAUGUUACUUAUGGUUCGUAGGCCAUGAAAGUGCCUCAUAUAGAGACGUAGCAGAUCGAUUUGGCGUAACAAUAAGUAGUCUGUACCAAAUUAUUAGUAGAGUGACAGCUUUCAUUUUAUCUCUUGCACCUCGCAUCAUUAAAUAUCCCAGCUUAGUUGAGAAGCAAGAAAUUGCUGCAUUUUACGAAGAAGAGAAAGGAUUUCCUGGUAUAAUUGGUGCUAUUGAUGGGACCCACAUUAGAAUAAACAAGCCAAUAGAAGAUCCUGAUUCAUACAUAAAUCGUAAACAAUAUUUUUCUUUACACAUCCAGGGAACAGUAAACCAUAAAAUGAAAUUUAUGGAUGUGUUUAUUGGAUAUCCUGGUUCCGUACACGAUGCAAGAGUAUUCCGUAAUUCACCUAUAUACAACGAUCUACGUGAACUGUGUGGAGAUACUUAUUAUAUCUUGGGCGAUAGUGCAUAUCCUUGCCUUAAACAAUUACUUGUGCCAUAUAAAGACAACGGACAUAUGACGCGUGCACAAAGACUUUUUAAUAUUAAAUUAAGUUCUUGUAGAGUUGUUGUGGAGAACACAUUUGGAUGUCUGAAGCAACGAUUUAGACAACUGUACCAUUUCAAAUUAAGAGAUAUAAUACGAAUGGUUCAAGUAAUACAUGCGUGCUGUGUGCUGCAUAAUAUGGCAAAUAUUGAAGAAUUAGAAAUGUUUGAAGCACCUUUAGAUGACGAGUACCCCGAUAACGAAGCACAAAACCCACAUAUUGAAAUAAAUGAUAUACCAAGGGAACCCGACAAUGGAAUACAUAUCCGCGACGAAAUAUGUCGAAUACUUUUUACAUAGAGUUUGUUUUCUAUUCCUGCACUGCUGAAAUGGUGCGAUAAGUUCGAGUGACACAAUUAUAUUUUUUCUCGCUCUAACUUCUUGCACCAGUUCAGCAGUGCAGGAACGAAAAUCAAACCUAUAAUUUGUAUAUUUAAACAUUUUAAUCGAAAUAAACGAUAUUACACAUUUUA
Odontomachus brunneus is the source of this 2060-nucleotide messenger RNA. RefSeq names its product putative nuclease HARBI1. NCBI's taxonomy places the organism in Eukaryota, Metazoa, Arthropoda, Insecta, Hymenoptera, Formicidae. The transcript has 6 exons. The record is from RefSeq and is a predicted model, not a curated record. The coding region runs from base 703 to 1887 and encodes 394 amino acids.